Molecule: messenger RNA, 4346 nt
Organism: Daphnia carinata
Lineage: Eukaryota; Metazoa; Arthropoda; Branchiopoda; Diplostraca; Daphniidae
Product: mucin-2-like
Exons: 10
Coding region: 78-4070 (1330 amino acids)
Source: RefSeq, a predicted model, not a curated record
UUUCUUACAAACAGUUCGAAUUUGCUUCGAAAGUCGUCAGUGUUACUACAAAACGUAAUCAAUCAAUGUGAGAAAAAAUGGCGAAGGAUGAAAAGCUUGGUAAAUGGGUAGAGGCAAUGACACCACGACAUGCAAUUGAAAACUUCUUUGAUCAUGCAACAUUAGUUGAUUCGCCCGAUCCUGAAGAGCUGUACAAGUCUUCCCUGAGUUCCGGUCUCAUAAAAAUUCCAGAAUCAACACCUUUGGCUAAAAGCCCCCAAAGCAGCCAGAGAAGUGGUUGGAAAAGAAAGUCUGACCAUGAAGAGCAAUAUGAUGGAAAUGGUUCUAAAAGAAAUAAUGUUGAAGAGAUCGAUAUGUCUUCAAGUGAUUCUGUUUCGGACACACUAGUAUUUCCCUCCAAUCUAGAAAGUCCUCAUCUGGUUAUUCCACAAAAAACCGAAUUAAAAAUCAAGAAAAGGAUGUCAGUUAGUGCAUUCACAAAAGCAAUACAUAGUCAAGAGCCACAAGAGAGCAGUGUUACUAUGAAUGAAUCCAGUAUUGCUUCCACAUUAGGAAGCCCAGAUGAGGCACUUUCUCGCCGCCCAAGGAGAUUAAAGAAUAAUACAUCUGUAUCUGAUUUUGCAGAAACUCUAGGAAAGAAAGUUGAGAAAAAAAUUAUUAAAGAUGAUUCGUCAAACAUGGAAAAUACUAGCGUAUUGUCCCAUCUAGACAGCCUUGAGCAUAUCAGCUAUGAAAAGCGCGGAACUGGCGUAGAAAAGAAACGGGCCUCUUCUACUGGCUUCAAAAGCAUUUUGAAUAAACGUUCCUUUCAAAUUGGUGAACUCUCGGAAGAUGAAUCAACGGAUCAUUCAACUACACCAUCGGCAAUGCUUACGGAACAGUAUGCACAUUCGAAAAACUCACGAUUGUCCCCGGCCUUUGAAUCGAUGCUUUCUAUCCCCGUAGAAGCCCACUCGCAGAUAGAGAAAACGUCCUCUAAAAUUGGGUCUGAUGCCCCUUCAUCUAACAACAGUGAUUCUGAAUUGUAUGAAGGCAUGCCAGACUUGGAAUCUCCAGAUGAUUUCUCAUCUCCUGGUUCAACUAUCCAGGUCAUUAACAGAAAUUCGUCAGGGCUGCCCGAAGUUUCAAAACAUUUACAGAAUUCAAUAAGAGAAAAAAACGAAACAAUCCCACCCGAUCCGUUUGUUUCGCAAAAUGGAAAAAAUUUGGCGUCAGCCAGCGUUAGCAAUUCAACUUAUGAUGUCCCUUCAGUGUUGGGCAGUCCACAGGAAUAUCAAGAAUAUUACCGACCCGGACAUAUGCCCUCGAAGAAAAAAGUUUCUGUUACUGGAUUCUUGGCCACCCUCAGCCAGACUGUUGAUCUCCAGUCGCGAAAGUCUUCAAAUAGAUCGUCUACAUCGAAGACUUCCAAACGGACAUCAAUAGAAGCAACCGGCGAACUUCUGCGUCAAAACACACCUUCGCCUAUGCCCGAGCAAUUAAGAAGGGUUACACGUAGCUCUAGCCAAGCCUUCGAUAAAACGAUUAUUUCUCCAAAAACAACCCCCAGGAAAACCCCUACUCUAGAAUCGAAACAUAGUGGCUCAGACGAAUCUGCGCGUCAGUUCGUGAACAAAAGUUCUACCGAUUUAGUCAUGCAAACUGAUGAAAUGCCGCAAAAUCCAAGUCAGAUUCCCUCGGUUGAAGAUGAUUUUUCAUCCUCUCGUUCAACGAUCCAAGUCACCAACAGAAAAUCGUCAGAGUUGCUAGGUAUUGCAAAGCACUCUCUGAUUUCAACAAAAGAAAAACACGAAACCAUCGAGUCCGGUCCAUUUGUUUCGCAAAAUGUAGAAAGUUUGGCCGCAGACAGCGUUAGCAAUUCAACUUCUGAUGUCCCUUCAGUAUUGGGAAGUCCACAGGAAUAUCAAGAGUAUUACCGACCUGGGCAUAUGCAAAGAACAAGAUCCCAGAAAAAAGUUUCUGUUACUGGGUUCCUGGCUACACUCAGCCAGACUGUUCAGUCGCAAAAAUCCCCUAAUAGAUCGUCGACGUCGAAGGCUUCCAUACGGACAUCAAUAGGAAAUGUCUCAGAAGAAACUGGUGAACUUCUGCGUCAGAACACCCCUUCGCCUCUGCCCGAGCAACUAAGAAGGGUUACACGUAGCUCUAGCCAAGCCAUCGAUAAAACGUUUGUUUCUCCAAAAACAAACCCCAGGAAAUCCCCUACCCUAAAAUUGAAACACAGUGAAUCCGAUGAAUCUGCGCAUCAGUUGGUGAACAGAAGUCUUACGGCAUUAGUCACGGAAAUGGAUGUCAUUCCACAAAAUUCAAGACAAAUGUCUAAGAGAUCAUCGAUGGCAGAUUAUAGGAUAAUCGAACAUACAGAAGCAGAAGGAAGCCAUUCGGACAAAGCAGUUGGUAUCCCGUUGAACGUAACUCCAUCGAAACUUACCCAUGAAAAGCGCGAAGCAUCGCGCAGUUCUAGCCGAAUCACCAACAGAUCAUCGGUAACAUCAAAACCUAACCCGAAGAGUAUCCUACAUCCAGAACUGGAUGGCCAAGUAACAAAGGAUUCUGAAGACAUCUUGCCAAUGCAGAUGAAAACAUCAUUGUCCGUGACGGAGAUUGCCUCGCCUAUUUUGGCACCAAUCGAAGCUAGAGCCUCUUCUGUUUUGUUAUCUCCCAAAAGACAAAUACGAAAAUCUCUUAAUUUUAGUACUCCAAUUAUUAAAGACAGUUCCGCAGCAACCACGCCGGCUACAGAAGAUGGUCUACCUCCCAUCGACGAAGUGGAGAUUGAAGAAACCCCUCCGACUGAUGUUGAUUCAAUGGAAGAAGACAAGGUUUUCGAAGAUGACCCUGCUAUUGAGGGAAUAGAAAAGCAAGCUGAAGCAGAAGACGACCAUUUGUCCCCGAAAACAGCGACGCGUUCUUCCCAUGAACUUAAUCAGUUCACUCGUAAGUCCAGCAGCAUGCAAAUGACUUCGGCUAAUCGAUACCCGGCCUUGAAGAAUUCCACUAUAGUAGCAGGAGGGAGUGCGUUUGCUGGAGUUACACUUAGCAUGUCGCCUAUUGUACCAGAUAAACAAGGUGCCCCUUUGCGUGUACCCUCUUCUCCAAAACUUACCACACCAGAGUCGCCUAAAACAGUGGCACAGUUUAGUGAAACUAAAGAGAAAUCAACUCCACCAAAGAAUCUUCAUAGAACCCCAUCGCAUCCGUCAACUCCUGCCCCUUUUGGUAGAAAACGAACACGCUCCCUGACACAGAGUCCAAUGUUUAUGAAUGUCAUGAAGUCGACCGUGCAAAAGGCCGUCAGCAAGACCGUUAAAGAUCAACAGCAAUCGGUUCCUAUUGUUGCGUCUCCAGGCAAAAAUGCCACUACUCCCAAACAAGUCCCAUCCGUCAAGGGACUGAGCCUUUCGAAUACCAAAAAAGGGAAAUCUAUAGCUUUGUCGGCGUUUGAUGAAAUGCAGGAUUCUUCAGAUACAGAAUGGGAAGACAUGGAAGACAAUCUAAAGCCCAAACCAGCCUGCAUCAAAAUUGCUUUCGAGGAGAUACCAGAUAGAUCCAAGGAUUUCGUACCAUUUGAAGAACGACUGAUGGCAGAUCCAAUCUUUCAAGCAAAGAUGAGUCUACAACAGGCGAAAUUGGCCUCUCAAAAAGCGGCUGAGGAGGCAGCAGCAGCAGCAAAAAAAGCGACCACAAAGAGAAAACCACGUAUUAUCAAAAAGAAAGAAGAAGAUAACAUAGCGAGUGUGGCAACCAACAAAGGCAACUUCCGCUUCUAUGCACGUACUAAGGUGACUAAGGAUGCCUUGGAAGUUGUCCACGGAUUGGUUGGUGAAUGGUUCGACUUCACACUUCGUCAAGUAGAAAAGUAUUGCAUUGAUGAAGGUAAAGCAUCCUUGGACACUUGGGAAGACUGCUACAAGGUUCUAAAAAGGCAAGGCCUGGUUAGUGAUUAUGUAGAAUACUCUGGUCUGUGCCAUGACUUACUUUUGAACGAUGAAUGCGACCAACUUCUCCCUACCCGCCCCCCACCUGAAUAUGCCGAAUGGAGACGCGAAGCACAAAAACGAGAAAAAUGAGUUGGUCACUGGUUUUUUUUUUAUAUUCAUCUUUCAUCCAAACCGUUUUGUUUUCUUUGUUACUAUUCCUUAACGAUCAGGAAAACAGUUUGCCGUUUGGUAUAUAGAUCCGUUCGUAUUUUUAAGCUACAUUCAUCGUUCAGGUAUUUCUUUUCCAAAAUUCAAGUCUAAUUUUGAUAGAGAGCUCUAGGUGAGGGAGCUUUCUUGUUCCGAGCGUUUAUUUUAUUACUAUUAUUUUUUUUUAGCUGAACACAGAAAUACAAAAUUAGGAAACGA